AUGGGCAAAGUUCAGUACCUCGCGAAUUUGAAGAAACAUGCAGCUCAGGUGUUUUCGGAGAAGGGCGAUGAGGAGACUUCAUUCCAAUACUGCUGA
Sclerotinia sclerotiorum 1980 UF-70 is the source of this 96-nucleotide messenger RNA. RefSeq lists its product with no specific name. Bases 1 to 96 code for a protein of 31 amino acids. NCBI's taxonomy places the organism in Eukaryota, Fungi, Ascomycota, Leotiomycetes, Helotiales, Sclerotiniaceae. The record is from RefSeq and is a predicted model, not a curated record. The transcript has a single exon.